AUGGAGUCUAGGCUAGGGGUGGUGGCGGAAGAGAGGGUGAAGAAAGUGAGGGAGUGGAGAGAGAGAGAGAAAGCCAGAUGGGACGAUCUUGUCCAGCCGUCAGCACUGUUUGAGGCGGGGUUGGGACCGCAGCCGAAAGGUGGAGACCUCGACCGGGGGGGGUUGGAAGAGAGGAGAAGAGCACAGGAGAUGGAGGAUCGAGCCAUUAUGGCCAAGGCCGCGAAGUUGAUAGAGGCGCAGAGGGGCCGACCGGCUGAACCGCUCUCGCGGGAGAGGAUCCGACCGCGCCCUAGGCCUUUGGGGGAAAAAGACUUGGGUAGCUUUGAGCCGCUUCCGCCGCCUGUAGACCCUAUAAAGGAAAAGGCCAGAGGGGUUGUGACGGUCAUGAAGAAAAAGAAGGAGAAGAAGAAGAGGGGGGCUCCAGAGGAGGCUGCAGAGGAGUCUGGGGCCAAGAGGGCGAAGGUGGCCCCAACGGAUGCAGAGGAGUCUGCGGCAAAGGACGCCCCAGAGGAAGUGGAGAUCAUCCCAACGGUGGAGGUUGUGGAGGUGGGUCCACCAGUACAAGCGGAGGCUGGGGUGGGGGAGGCGGCGCCGAGCGGGAGGGAACAGGU
Molecule: messenger RNA, 611 nt
Organism: Camellia sinensis
Lineage: Eukaryota; Viridiplantae; Streptophyta; Magnoliopsida; Ericales; Theaceae
Source: RefSeq, a predicted model, not a curated record